AUGGGACGAGCUGAGCAGAAGGCUGAUGUGCUCGUGAAGGACCAGAGCCCGGGUGAUGUUAAAAAUGAGGUUUCAAGCAGACCUGAGGAUGCACAUUCGUUUCGGCUGCUGAGUGCCGAAGACAAGCAUGGUUUCAUGCUUUUGGUCCUGCUGUACAUGCUGCAGGGCAUACCUGUGGGCCUAGCAUUCGGCACUAUGCCAUUUCUCCUCAAGUCGUAUGUGGGGUAUUCACAGCUAGGCAUAUUUAUGCUGAGCACGUAUCCGUAUUCACUCAAGCUGCUAUGGAGCCCCAUUGUCGACAGUUUGUUUGUGAGUGCUUGGCGCAUCCCUUGCACAAAGUUGGAAUUAUCUCUUGGACGGCGAAAGAGCUGGAUUGUGCCGAUCCAGCUAAUUGUUGGUAUUACUUUUCUGGUGAUAUCGUAUCAGAUCGAUGCACUGCUGGAAAAUGCCGAGACGUCCAUAUACUUGAUUACUCUGGUAUUCUUUGGUCUGAUUGUGCUCGCGGCGACACAGGACAUUGCCGUGGAUGGAUGGGCACUAACACUCUUAUCGGAAGAGAACGUCGGCUUUGCAUCGACGGCGCAAACGAUCGGAAUCAAUGUCGGCUAUUUCAUGAGCUUUACCGUAUUCUUGGCCCUCAACAGUGUGGAAGCAUGCAACAAGUACCUCCGCUUUCGCCCACAAAGCACGCCAAUUUUGACGUUUCCAGCCUACCUGCAAUUGUGUGCAGCGGCAUUUAUUCUGAUUACCCUCUGGUUGCUAUUCUUCCAAAAAGAAAAGAAAGAAGAGAACAACAUGGACAUUGUCAAAGCGUAUGCGACGAUCUGGAAAAUCGGCAAGCUCCGACAUGUGCAGCUUCUCCUAAUCAUCCAUAUGAUUUGCAAAAUCGGCUACCAGGCGAACGAUGCCGUCACAGGGCUCAAGCUCGUUGAGCGUGGGCUUGGCAAAGAAGACUUGGCAUUCGCUGUGCUGAUUGAUUUUCCAUUCCAGCUCUUGUUCGGCUACCUAACAGCUACAUGGUCAAAAGGGAACAAAGCGCUGCGGCCCUGGAUGAUUUCGCUCUUUUUCCGCCUAUUCUUCUCGGUGGUGAAUAUGGGGAUUGUGGCCGGCAUGCCGCAGGAUGGCAGCGAAGUUAGCACGUCGUACUUCUUGUUGAUUGUCUUGACGACUGUGUUGAACAGUUUUGCGGGCACGGUGCAAUUCGUCGGUGUGUCAGCCUUCCAUACCCAGAUCUCAGACCCGAUCAUUGGCGGCACGUACAUGACUCUCCUCAAUACCGUCAGCAAUUUGGGUGGCACAUGGCCGCGGUACUUUGUCCUCAAGAUGGUCGAUUAUUUCGGUGUGUCGAUGUGCCGCCCACCUGUGGGUGUGGACAUGGAUAAGGUCGAGAAUGUUCUCGGUCAAGCGAAUGCCUCACUCUCACUAGGCGAAUGCAAAUCGGAUGCAGGCAUGAAACAGUGUCAGUCUGUCGGUGGCUCAUGUGUUUUGGUACGUGAUGGCUACUUUGCCACAAGCACGAUUUGUGUGACAGUGGGACUAUGUACGCUACUUUUGUUUAUCAUGCCUGUGUGUCGGUACUUGCAGCGUAUUCCUCCUGCUGAAUGGCAUGUCGUGUCCCAAAAUCAAAAAAGACAUUGA
Malassezia globosa CBS 7966 is the source of this 1638-nucleotide messenger RNA. RefSeq lists its product as uncharacterized. NCBI's taxonomy places the organism in Eukaryota, Fungi, Basidiomycota, Malasseziomycetes, Malasseziales, Malasseziaceae. The record is from RefSeq and is a predicted model, not a curated record. Gene Ontology annotation, cellular component: membrane. Bases 1 to 1638 code for a protein of 545 amino acids. The transcript has a single exon. Gene Ontology annotation, molecular function: acetyl-CoA transmembrane transporter activity.